AUGGCCAUCGAAUGCAAGGGGUGUCCGAGAGACGACCACAGCACAUGUCUCUUCACCGAGGAGAGGCGGGUGAAACUACAGAGCCACCUGCAACAGAUCUAUUCGAUCUACCCAAGGUAUGGAUCACUCAGCCCUUCGCUGUUCCGGACUGGGACCGAUCCGGAUGAGAAAGCGAAAGCCUAUGCACAGUUUCACAGUAGGCAUGGCCCGUAUAAGCUCAUACUCCAGCGAGCUGAGGCUCCAUUACGGGCGGCUUAUGCGGAGAUACAAGAGGAUAACCAAGAGCAUGACGAGACCAAGUUGGCUGCAUCCAUCUCUGUCAUGCUGGGCAGAGCUGCUGAAUGUCAUUCCAUGGCCAGCGCUAUGUUGAGAGAAAGCAAAAUCUGGCUCAACACUCUGUCGCAUAAAAACAGACACCAAAUCCGACACUGA
Molecule: messenger RNA, 432 nt
Organism: Saxophila tyrrhenica
Lineage: Eukaryota; Fungi; Ascomycota; Dothideomycetes; Mycosphaerellales; Extremaceae
Exons: 1
Coding region: 1-432 (143 amino acids)
Source: RefSeq, a predicted model, not a curated record